AUGGAUAACGUUCUCCAGGUAGACUCAGACCUCUUCCCCAAUAUCUCCACCAACACCUCAGAGCCCAACCAGUUCAUGCAGCCGGCCUGGCAAAUUGUCCUUUGGGCAGCUGCCUAUACGGUCAUCGUGGUGACCUCCGUCGUGGGCAACGUGGUGGUGAUGUGGAUCAUCCUGGCCCACAAGAGAAUGAGGACAGUGACUAACUAUUUCCUGGUGAACCUGGCUUUCGCAGAGGCAUCCAUGGCUGCAUUCAACACGGUGGUGAACUUCACCUACGCUGUCCACAAUGAGUGGUACUACGGCCUGUUCUACUGCAAGUUCCACAACUUCUUCCCCAUCGCUGCUGUCUUCGCCAGCAUCUACUCCAUGACUGCUGUGGCCUUCGAUAGGUACAUGGCCAUCAUCCAUCCCCUCCAGCCCCGGCUGUCAGCCACGGCCACCAAGGUGGUCAUCUGUGUCAUCUGGGUCCUGGCUCUCCUACUGGCCUUCCCCCAGGGCUACUACUCAACCACAGAGACCAUGCCCAACAGAGUGGUGUGUAUGAUUGAAUGGCCAGAGCAUCCCGACAAGAUUUACGAGAAAGUGUACCACAUCUGCGUCACUGUGCUGAUCUACUUCCUCCCCUUGCUGGUGAUCGGCUAUGCGUACACCGUGGUGGGAAUCACUCUGUGGGCCAGCGAGAUCCCUGGGGACUCCUCGGACCGCUACCACGAGCAGGUCUCUGCCAAGCGCAAGGUGGUCAAGAUGAUGAUCGUCGUGGUGUGUACCUUUGCCAUCUGCUGGCUGCCCUUCCACAUCUUCUUCCUCCUGCCCUACAUCAACCCUGAUCUCUACCUGGAGAAGUUCAUUCAGCAGGUCUACCUGGCCAUCAUGUGGCUGGCCAUGAGCUCCACCAUGUACAACCCCAUCAUCUACUGCUGCCUCAACGACAGGUUCCGUCUGGGCUUCAAGCAUGCCUUCCGGUGCUGCCCCUUUAUCAGUGCCGGCGACUACGAGGGGCUCGAAAUGAAAUCCACCCGUUACCUCCAAACCCAGGGCAGCGUGUAUAAGGUCAGCCGCCUGGAGACCACCGUCUCCACAGUGGUGGGGGCCCACGAGGAGGAGCUAGAGGAUGGUCCCAAGACCAUACCCUCGGCCCUGGACCUGACCUCCAAUGGCUCCUCUCGCAGCGACUCCAAGACCGUGACAGAGAGCUUCAGCUUCUACUCCAACAUGCUCUCCUAG
Neomonachus schauinslandi (Hawaiian monk seal) is the source of this 1224-nucleotide messenger RNA. It is a transcript of the gene TACR1, whose product is annotated as tachykinin receptor 1. Gene Ontology annotation, biological process: G protein-coupled receptor signaling pathway; positive regulation of flagellated sperm motility. Bases 1 to 1224 code for a protein of 407 amino acids. NCBI's taxonomy places the organism in Eukaryota, Metazoa, Chordata, Mammalia, Carnivora, Phocidae. Gene Ontology annotation, molecular function: substance P receptor activity. The record is from RefSeq and is a predicted model, not a curated record. Gene Ontology annotation, cellular component: plasma membrane; sperm midpiece. The transcript has 5 exons.